AUGGUUUUGGCCAUGGCGUCUCAGGAUGCUCAGAACUUCUUCCAGCCUCUAUCUUCCUGGAUAUCUCGGGUUUAUGAAGCUCUCCAGCAAGCAGGAGAUACGCUAUCUGCUUCGCUGGUUAACUUAAGCAAACAAGACUCUAAAUUGAGUGAAAAGCUAGACCAGGACUUAGAUGAUACUCAGAUUCAGGAAACUUACUUUGAAGAUGAAGAACAAGGCAAUGAUUGGCGUCAAGAGGAUGCAAAUCCCUUGUUUCUUGAAGUGGAUCAUUUCUCCUAUCGUAAUAGGGAUUUGCAGGACUCUGCCCAAAGUUCGAGCCCCAGACUUAGCCAACAUGCAAAGGACUCAUGUUCCAUAAUGUCCCAGUGGCCCAAUCAGACCCUUGAUGACCAAAAGCCACCACAUGUGCUUUCUUCUAUUGCUGAGGAAGAAUACCACCUUGAAAAACAAAGGAGUGACCUUCAACACAGCUUUGACAGCCAGCUCUCUGGUAUUUUAGAAAAUGUUAAUGGAAAAAAGCAAGUUAACAGCUUUGGAGAUGAUGAAGAGCCAUGCACGUCUUCUGACAGUGACGAAGAGGUGAUCAAACAAUUUGAGAUUUCUGUGUCCCGGUCCCAGAGUUUCCAUUCAGAAGCAUCUGAAAAAGGAAAGCAGGUGGGAUUGGAACAAAAAUCAAAAUUCAGCCACCUGCUCCCUACCCAUGAGGAGGAUAACACAGAAGUGUCUGCCUGCGAAGAUUUGGAUGGAGCCAGCCAGCUGAGUUAUUCUGAGAAUCUGUCCUACGGUGAAGAUGACCCUGUUUCUGCCCAUUCACAGUCCCCAUGUGAGGUGGGGAACACCAGGCACCAUGGCACAGCUCCCCAAGAGACCAGCGUGCCUCGCAGCCUCAGUCACCAGUCCACAGAAGGCAGCUUGGAAUUGGAGACAGGCUUUAAUAACCAGGGAUUUGAAGAGUCCUAUGCUGCUGAUAGCUCUUCCAUGUGGAGUCCAGAGGAACAGGAUGGGGCCAAUUUCCAGGUGCCAGCCGGGGUCUUGGAGCCCAUCUCAAAAUGUGGUGACCUGGAUGUCAUCUUUGAAUAUAGAGCCUCCAGCCAGAAGCUCACAGUGACCAUUGUGAGAGCACAGGGCCUCCCAGAUAAGGACCGAAGUGGUGUCAACUCCUGGCAAGUUCACGUAGUGCUGCUGCCCAGUAAGAAACAGAGGGGCAGGACAAGCAUACAGAGAGGCCCCAACCCUGUCUUCACGGAGAAGGUCACCUUCACCAAGCUGGAGCCCAGACAUGUGGCUGCCUGUGCUGCCCGCUUCCGUCUGUAUGCUGCCCGCAAGAUGACCCGUGAGAGAAUGAUGGGAGAGAAGCUAUUCCAUCUCAGCCUCCUGCACCCAGAAGGGGAAAUGAAAGUGACUCUGGUUCUGGAGCCAAGAAGUAAUAUCAGUAGUGGAGAGUCUCCGCUCAGCCCAUCUGCAGUUUCUCACAGUGAUAGUGCUUCAUCCACGCAGUCGCUGUCUCAUGGAGGAGCGCCAGAGCUGUUGGUGGGGCUGUCCUACAAUGCCACAACGGGGCGAUUAUCCGUGGAAAUGAUCAAAGGCAGCCAUUUCCGAAACCUCGCUGUUAAUAGAGCGCCUGAUACAUACGGAAAGCUCUUUCUUCUCAAUUCUGUGGGUCAUGAGAUGUCCCGCUGUAAGACGUCCAUUCGACGUGGUCAGCCCAAUCCAGUCUACAAGGAGACCUUUGCUUUCCAGGUGGCCCUCUUUCAGCUCUCUGAUGUCACACUGAUGAUUUCCGUUUAUAACAGGCGUACUAUGAAGCGUAAAGAGAUGAUUGGUUGGAUUGCUCUGGGCCAAAACAGUAGCGGAGAAGAGGAACAAGACCAUUGGGAGGAAAUGAAGGAAACCAAAGGCCAGCAAAUCUGCAGAUGGCACACCUUGCUCGAAUCCUAG
Messenger RNA from Callorhinus ursinus (northern fur seal), 1938 nucleotides. It is a transcript of the gene SYT16, whose product is annotated as synaptotagmin 16. Lineage: Eukaryota; Metazoa; Chordata; Mammalia; Carnivora; Otariidae. Gene Ontology annotation, molecular function: phospholipid binding. The record is from RefSeq and is a predicted model, not a curated record.